GGUUCUUUUUGAGUGAGUGAGUCGUCUUCUUCGGCGACUGUUUGUUCACACCAUAUGGCCACUCGUCGGGACACCACGAGGCCGAGCCCUGCCGCACCCGGCCAGCUGUGGCGGACCACGGCGGAUGGGCUGUCGCGGGACGACUUCCGGCGGAUCAGCAUCCCGCGGGAAGCCAACGCGUCCAAGUCGAAACUGGAGUUGUUCUACGAGCUCUACUUCUACGGCCACAACCUCUUCGACUUCGCAAACGGCCAGAUGCCCAGAGCGGGCAAACCCGGGUAUGCUGACUACCAGGCCAUCCAAGCGUGCUCGCGAGCGAAGGACGUCAGGAGGCGUGUUCGGGGCGCACACAACCAGACGUGCCGCUGCCACUACUGCGACGGCACAGUCGACCCUCAGUAUCUCACCACGCUGCAAGUCAGGCGUCUGGUCGCCGACAGCCUCCGAGCACCCCCUCCCCCCACCCACAACCCGCCCCCCCCUGUCGCAAGUGGCGCUCCCCCGCCCCCUGCUGUCGCAAGCGGCGCUCCCCCUGUUCACCCCCCGGCUGCCCACCCUCCAUCCGCGGGCGCUUCGCGCGCAGUUUUUCCUUCGACCUGGCAACCUCGCCCGCACAACAAUCGAUCAGUCUCUGCGUCUGUCCGUGCAGUGUGGAUCAGGGCUCCUUUGGCACUCCGGACCAGCGUUCUGAUGACUAUUGCUGCGGAAUUUAUCCCUCCUGCAAGGUGCAAUAUAUAUUCGGCUGCGCAUGGAUGGGAUUUAUGGCCUGGAUGGAUGACCGUGUUGGUUCAGUGUGGCAUUUUCCCUCAAAGAAUGCCCACGAGGGGUGGAAGGGUCGGGGGUUCAGUCAUGUGUCUGGAUGGAUUCGCUCUCGCUUGUCUAUCGCCCUCGCGCGUGCGACUAGCUUCUGUCUGCGUGGGGG
This is a messenger RNA of Vitrella brassicaformis, 922 nucleotides long. Lineage: Eukaryota; Vitrellaceae. The record is from the annotation of a GenBank genome assembly.